This is a messenger RNA of Hypomesus transpacificus, 1979 nucleotides long. RefSeq names its product adenosine receptor A1-like. Gene Ontology annotation, cellular component: dendrite; membrane; synapse. NCBI's taxonomy places the organism in Eukaryota, Metazoa, Chordata, Actinopteri, Osmeriformes, Osmeridae. The transcript is spliced from 2 exons. Gene Ontology annotation, biological process: G protein-coupled adenosine receptor signaling pathway. The record is from RefSeq and is a predicted model, not a curated record. Gene Ontology annotation, molecular function: G protein-coupled adenosine receptor activity. The coding region runs from base 644 to 1648 and encodes 334 amino acids.
GGCCGAUUUACGACUGCUAUUUCGAGUUCGGAAAGUCUUUUGUAGUUCAGAACAAAUCCCAGAUGAGAAAACGUUAAUGAAUGCAAAAUAUUUUCCAAAAUCCAAUUCAGAAGAAAUUCCUUCUUAAAUUCUUAUUAACUGCGUUCGAGAAUGAGGCCCAAUGUAUUUUUGAGCUUCAGGGUGCCAUUUGUCUAUAAAAAUCUUUAGUAUAUGUUUGUUCAUAAAGCAGAAAAUGAUGUCUAAAGUCAGAUCUUAGUGUGUCCUGUGUGCUUGGUUCUGUUAAGUUGCAGAAAACAUGUUUUCCGAAGUACAUUUGAAUAGCUUCCGCUGAUAGUUUUUGAUCUUCAUAUUGGUCUGCAGUAAAAGGAUAUCUUUAUGUAUGACAGUAUACUGUACAGUAUAAUGUAUAAAUAUUCUCCUUCUCACUCAGUGCCAUGGUACCUCAGUAAGGUAGAUAUGAUCAUCCUCCGUUUGCAUAUGACGAGGCCUCACAUUUAUUUAAAACAUCAAGCCCAGAGCCUGCCGUGCAGACCGAACAUAACAACAUCCUCUCGGAAGCCCACAAGACUUCCUCUUAACAGCCACAACUUCUUUAGAACCACGGGUACACGGGUGGUCAGACUCUUCCACCCCGAGAGUUGCCAUGACUGCUGCAGGUGUGAUCGUCUACAUAGUUCUCGAGGUUCUCAUCGCCGUCACCUGUUGCUUGGGCAACUUGAUGGUGAUCUUCGUGGUGUGGUCAAGUAGGACUCUCCGCCAGCCCACCUUCUGCUUCCUGGUGUCUCUGGCGGCGGCAGACCUCCUGGUUGGCGUGGUGGCGAUCCCUCUGGCAGUGGUGGUGGACGGCCACGUGUGGACCUCCUUCCAGGACUGCCUCCUCGUCAGCUGUGUGGUCCUCCUGCUGACCCAGGCCUCCACCCUGUCGCUGCUGGCCAUCGCCGUGGACCGUUUCCUGCGUGUGAUCAUCCCCCUCAGGUACAAGAGGAUAGUGACCGAGAGGCGAUCCUGGAUGGUGGUGGCAGCGUGUUGGUGCGUUGCCAUUGUUCUAAGCUUCACACCCAUGUUUGGCUGGCACAACCAGGAGACUGUCAACUCCACGUCUGUCAACUCCACGUCUGUCAACUCCUCCAGCAUCUGCUGCACGUUCGUGGCUGUGAUCCCCAUGUCCUACCUCGUGUACUUUAGCUUCCUGUUGUGUACCCUCACCCCCCUGCUGAUCAUGGCUGGCCUGUACUGUUAUGUAUUCGUUACCAUCGCGAAUAUCUUGAAAGAGAAGGUGGGAGAGAGUCCCCAGAUCCCCCUCCGGCCCCAGCCCCGGCCCCAGUCUUACUUCCAGAAGGAGAGGAAGCUAGCAGGCUCCUUGGCUCUGGUUCUGGCUCUCUUCGCGGUCAGCUGGCUCCCUCUGCACAUCAUGAACUGCGUCGCCUACUGGGGCUCAUACGUGCCCGACGAGGCCUUCUACGUGGGCAUCCUGCUAUCCCACGCCAACUCUUCCAUGAACCCCGUGGUGUACGCUCUGAAGAUCCCCAAGAUCAGGCUGGCCUACCGCCAACUCUGCAGGAGCUGCCUGGCCUGCGUGGAGGAGGCAAACCAAACGAGCCAAUCAGAGAACAAGACCAGCAGCAAUUCAAACAGUGGAGCCAAAUGAUGUGGUCCGAUCGUGUGGCUAGAUAUUACAGGGUAGCUUAUCGUAUGAUGGGGAGCUUAUUUCCUUAUUGUCAACUUCAGUUUCACUUUUGAAUGAAUGCAAAUGAGUGCAAAUGGUGUUCCUCGAGGUAGGAAAGGCCGUUGAUAUGUCAUGGAAUACAGUAUAACAUUGUUAUGUAGCCCUGUGGGAUUUUGGGGUAUUGUCAUAAUCAUUGUAUUUUAAUUUGUUUACUUUAUUUGAAAUUGUACAAUUUAUAAUGUUAAAUAUUGUAGCGACCCACGGAUUGGUCGCGUGUUAACUCGCGCUGUUGGCGCAAAGGAUUGUGGGUGGC